UCGGCUCCAAGACAUCUCUGUAGGAGUUCCUCAGAGUGGAUCCCAGGACCCAAGCAUCUGUCCAGUUUGACCAAUGACCACCCCCCUCCCCCGCCAUCAUAAGGCCUGGAGUACGGAUGUGCACCAAUGAUUGCACAAUGUUCAGUACUACUGGUGACUACUUGGGUACUAAAGCAGACCAUGUUCCCACCCAUGCCCUGGCUCCCCUUCCAUUCCACCUUCUGAGCCUCCCUUACAGUCACCAUCUGGAUUCAUUCCUCCCAUGGACCAACCAGGUUGUACCUACCACCAGUGUUCAUCUAUCACAACCAUUCUGCCUCCACCCCUCCCCCUCUCUUUAUCUGCAGCUCCCGCUACCUCCACACCCAGUCCUAAAGAAGCGUAACACUGGAAAUGACGACUGCUCCUUUCCUCCAGAUGCUGCCAGACUUGUUGUGUUCUUCCAGCAUUCUGCUUGUCUACCUUCAAACGCAACAAGCUGACAAGUGGCAAGAAAUAUCAGUGCCUCACAAAUGCCAGGCAAUGACUGUCUCCAAUAAUGGACAUUUACUAUCAACCCUUGACAUUCAAUGGUGCCACUGUUACUGAAUCCCACACAAUCAGCAUCCUGGGGAUUACCAUUGACCAGAAACUCAACUCAACUCCCACUAUAAAUACAAGGUCUACAGGAGCAGACCAGAGGAAGCUUCUUCAGAUUCUGUUCCAGAAGUGGAGUACAGAUCUUAUCCAUUACAGAUUGUCGUAUGAAUUCCCUGGUUGCUUAUGAGUCUUCAGAUUCAGAAACAGAUGAUGACAAAAGAGAAGUCAUUUCUCUUCAGAGAGAAAAUGAUCCUGUUCACUCUAAAUUUCAAUCUGCAUUUCCAACUACUUCAGAAUGGGAAUCAUCUAGAUGUGAAUUAGAGUUAAAAGUUGCAUCUUCUGGAAGUGCGCAUACGGAAUACAAACGGCACAAUACACCGAAUUGUACAAAGACAUAUAUCUGUGUAACUCCAAAAUCCCCAGAGAUGCUUUUAAAUGAUGAGACAUAUUUUCAGUUUCCUAAAAAGGACCAUAAUAAUCCAGCGAAUCUGAUGUGGAAAUCUGAUGGAAUUCCUGCAAAAAUGGUCCCCUCAGCUCGGAAGAGAGGAUUUCAAACCUCAGUGGCAGCUGCUCAAAAUAUUAAACCUUACAUACCCAAAAGAUUAAGGCAAAAAGAUGUACCUUCUAAAAGCAAUUAUUUCAAAGACAGCACAAAAGUUUUGACCUCUGAGAUAAACUGUACUGCAACGGAAGAGCAACAGUUAAAUCUGUUGAACAGAAUUUCAGAUUUCAUUAAGCCUUACUUGGAAAACCAAUACCAAGCUACAAAUAUCCCAAAACGUGUGGUCUUUCAGAUCUCUGAGCACAAAGGACCAGUAACUACGAUACAUUGGUGUCCCAUGCAGCAACACAGCCAUUUACUGCUCUCUGCUUCCAUGGAUAAGUCUGUAAAGAUAUGGGAUGCUGUUGAAACAGGAAGAUGCCUGAUGACUUACCAGUGCCAUUCUGGAGCAGUUCGUGAUGUUCAGUGGUCGUCCUGUGGAAGACGUGUCCUCAGUGGUGGAUUUGAUUCUAUGCUUCAUUUGACAGAUAUUGAAACAGCUAAACAAAUCAUCAGUGUUCAUAAUGAAUGUCAAGUCACUUGUUUAGCUUUCAAUCCUGAGAACCAAAAUAUCUUCUUGAGUGGAGGAUUCAGCUCAACAGUGAGAGCAUGGGAUACAAGAAAUUGUAAGGUGGUGAAUGAAUACAGUGCUGGAAUACAGCAAACACUUGACAUUCUUUUUCUUCCGGGUGGAAGAGAAUUUCUUACCAGCACAGAUGCUGUAAGCAGAGACUCAGCAGAUCGUACAAUCAUUGCCUGGGAUUUCAAGACUUCUGCAAAGAUAUCUAAUCAAAUAUUCCACGAAAGAUAUACCAUCCCGUGCCUGGCUGUUCAUCCCAAAGAACCUGUCUUUGCUGCGCAAACCAAUGGCAACUAUAUGGUGUUAUUUUCUACCCAGCGACCAUACAGGAUGAACAAAAGGAAACGCUAUGAAGGCCAUAAGGUAGAAGGAUAUGGCGUGGGCUGUGAAUUUUCACCUGAUGGGACUAUAAUUGCCACAGGAAGUGCUGAUGGGACACUGUUCUUUUAUAACUACCUGAAUUCAAAACUAAUUCAAACCUUGCCAGCCCACAAGGAGGCCUGCAUUGAUGUUUCAUUUCACCCUGUGCACCCAUCUAUUAUUGCAACUUGUGACUGGGGUGGAGAAAUCAAAGUAUGGCAGUGAUGACCUGUAAAUUGCAGCUGAAUUUGAGGAGCAAUUAUGCAUUAUCAUUCAUUACAAGCUUGUUAUGUUCAAUCUCAGAUAUGAGUAUCAGACAAUGUUCAAGUCUCUGCACUAGGCCAGUAUAUCCAGACUUUUGCAGUGUAAGGAAAGUUAGACAUUUAAAAUAUCUUCAUUGUUCUUUACUCAUAAAUUGUGGCCAUGCUGUGGAGCAUCACUCCCAUUUAGUGACCAUUUAAUGUUUCAAAAAAGCACUGAAGAAGGGAAUCAAUCCAACAGCUCUCAGGUUACAAUACUAAGCAAGUUGUCUGAAUUGUGUACAUUUGGUUUAGUUGUGAAUCCUAUGAUUGUAUUAAUAACAUCAAAAGAAUGAUACCGCAUGUAUUUAUAACAGUCAAUGUACAAUCAUCCCGUUUCCAGCAUUAAUACUGUUAUCAUUAAUGUAAACUCAACAAUUUAUCAGGUUCCAAUAGGAUAUUGUUGCAAAAUGUUCAAAGUUUUGGAAAUAGUUUACAUUGAUUGCCACCAUAUCACCUGCAAUACUUGUGAAUCUGUAUUUGUGCUACUUUUGCACAACAAUCUCAGGAAAUGCUAACCAAAACACUCGAACUAACCUGUGAUUAACCAAAUGGAAGAGUCAGAAAGGUCAAUCACAUCCCUGUUGGGCUGAUCUGCAACUGAAGGUAACCAGAUUCAAUUACUGUUAUGUGAAAUGUUUAACAAUUGAUUGUUGAAGCUGACUAUAUAAAAUAAAAUUGAAUAAAUUAUUAAUUAUUUGACUUAAAUUAAGGAAAUAACUUAAAUACUUCCAUUCUUUCUUUGUUGUUUUGGUGUAUUAGGCAAAUGAGGUACAGCUUUUUUCUUUCACAACCAUUUAAUUACUCCAUCCUUGAAUUAACUUCUACAAUUUGCAUACAUUGUUUUGCAUUAUGGAAUGUAUUUUGAGAUAAUAUCUUAUUGGACCCUGAUAAAUGGUGGGAUGAGUUAAAGAUCUGUGUUGGUUUCAUUCAAGUAUUUAAAAAUAAUACUGCCUAUAAAUGGAAAAGCCGUCUGACUUAUUGCUUUCAAUAAGUUUAAAAUAACGAUUUAAUGUAGUAUGAGAAUCCUACAAAUUGGCAUAAAUUCUGUAAAAGAUGUAUGGAAGUGAUAGGGAGGUAUAAAGUUAACUGGUAGUAUUUUAGUAUGCCAACGCAGACACAGUCGACAAAACCUGUUUCUUUUGUGCUAUCAAAUGUUGAUUUCAUGAUGUUUUGAAACUUCAAUCUAAAUAUUUGAAAGGAAAAUGGUAAAGCAACUUCAUGUGUAUAAAAUGGUGGUAAAAAUAAAGUCUUUAUUCAAAAACAUUCCAU
Stegostoma tigrinum is the source of this 3631-nucleotide messenger RNA. It is a transcript of the gene wdr25, whose product is annotated as WD repeat domain 25. Lineage: Eukaryota; Metazoa; Chordata; Chondrichthyes; Orectolobiformes; Stegostomatidae. Gene Ontology annotation, molecular function: protein binding. Bases 744 to 2285 code for a protein of 513 amino acids. The transcript is spliced from 7 exons. The record is from RefSeq and is a predicted model, not a curated record.